Messenger RNA from Seminavis robusta, 1262 nucleotides. The record is from the annotation of a GenBank genome assembly. NCBI's taxonomy places the organism in Eukaryota, Bacillariophyta, Bacillariophyceae, Naviculales, Naviculaceae.
CGUAUUGCUCCUACUAGCUACCAGAUAUCUAGCUAGCUAGCUAGUAAGCAGAAGUGAUUGAGGAUUGAGGUGCUUGCGUGCUUGCUUCAAGGAUCUCCAAGCGACACAACUUCAUCGCUGUAGGUGACAAAACUCAUAAAUUCUCACAAAUCCAAACCCAUUUAGCAAAACAAGUACUAGUACAUUGCAUCCAACAUCCAAGAACCAUACCGGUAGCGUGUAGUCACAUCCACUACAAGUACAAGAUCCAAGAUAACCAUGACAGGCAUUCCUUUGUUUAUUGUGAUCCCCAGCGACUUUGCAUCUCAGAUUGGAAGACGCAACAUUGCUGAUGACUCUGAUAGUCUGUCAGAAUCUGCGUGGUCUCUCUCUUCUUCCGCUUCCACUCGAUGGCUGAGCUGCAGUACCAGAGACCAAGAUGCCCCUACCACAAGUGCUCCACCCAGGCGGCCUCAGAGACAUUGCUCUCAGAGGACCUUUGACCCUCAAGACAUGAACCUCCUUCAAGACCUCCACAUCACGGAUGCUCAACAAGACGGGAUCCCUCAACCACCACCCCUGCGAAAAGCCAAGUCCGACUUUAGUCCCAGGCUACCCAGACGGAGUUCGAAGCCGGCUCGUAGUGCAGGCCAUGGACCCAUGCUGCCGUCGCUGCGCGCUUUUUCUGCGGCUGCUGGCAGUCUCAUUGCUACUAUGAGUACCAGUGGCAGCGACACUACUACAGAAGAGCACGAAAAGGAAAACCUGUCAUUGAAUGUCCCAAGGUCAUCUGCAGCAGAUGAACCCUCCAGGCGUCGCAAGUCAGAACCAGCACAGCUCGUCAGACGUCCACUGCCUCGUCCCAGUCGAUCUGCCUUGGCAAUUGCAAUGGCAGCUUAAUAAUAAUGAGACCACCACCAAGAGCUGUUCUGAUUUUCUCAUCGCUCCUCAUAUACUAGCUAGAACCGCGGUGGUGUCUGGCAACUGAAUCAAGAAAUUUCAGCCAGGACCCUUGAGUCCUAGUACUGAGUAGUAUCAUUGCCACCAGUCUCCUCUCCAGUCAGUUCACUGGCUGGCUGGUCUGUCCUACUAUCUAUCAUACUAUACUAUAGAUGGAUGUAAACACAAAGAGUUGGACCAUCGCUCCACAUCGAAAAGGCAAGGCUCCUCUGCCUGCCAUUGCCAAUGGAAUUGAUAACGUUACUAAUUAAGAUGUAAUGAAGAGAUAACUUUUAAGAUUGCAACUGUACCUUUCUAGUAGCUUUAGAGCCCAAACUUACCCC